UCAAGAAUUAAUUGAUCGUAUAGUGAUCAAGAUAACAAUUUAGUAAUCCUUUCAAGAACACGCCAAUUCGCUGAUUAAGUUUUAUGGUUAGUGUUUAGUCUUCUUUACUGUAAAUGGCGGUUAAGAAAACAGAAGAUCUCGAGAAUAAGCUUCUUCCACCAGAUGGGGGCUGGGGAAUUGUCGUAGCGUUGGCCGUUGCGACAGUAUUUGGUUCUAUAAUUGUACCCACUGGAGUUUUUGGGGUAGUAUACGGGCCGUUUCUCGCCACCAUCGGAGACGAAACAAGCGGAACAGCAAUAGUAAAUUCCGUGUUUAACACAGUGCUCUGUUUCACUGGGUUACCAGCAAACCAGCUUCUGCAGAGGACUUCGUAUCGUGUAGUCGGUCUACUGGGGGCUCUAUUGUACUUUUUGGGCAGUUUCUCGUGCAUAUUCGUUACGAGCCGAGCUCAACUGGUGAUCACAUGGGGAAUUUUGCAAGGCAUGGGGUUCGGUUUGAUGAUGCCGGCAGUUUUCACGGCCUUCAAUCGCUACUUUGAUACGAGGCGAAACGCGGCAAUGGCCAUGGCUCAAGUCCUAGUAGCUGCACUUAAUAUUUCCUUCCCGUUCUUAGCAACACUGUCAAUGGAUACCUUCGGAUUUAGAGGAACUGUUGCGCUUAUAUCCGCGUAUGGAUUACACUGUUUCCCAGCCAUGCUUAGUUUGCAACCAGUCGAGUGGUACAUGAAGAAGGAACCCUUGGAUGCAAAUUCGCAAAUGUACCAACUUAGCGGUAAUAACUUAGAGGAGAAUAAAGAGCCGGUACCAACACUGUGCACAUCGACGAGACGUGACAGAAAAUUACUCGAUGCAUGGAAAUCUGUGGAAAAGGCGUUGGAUUUGGGUCUAUUCAAACAGCCCUCAUUUGUUAAUAUAGUGUUAGGUUUAUCACUAUCGAUGACAUCUGAUUUAGCGUUUAUUUCCAUUUUUCCAUUGCUAUUAACCACUGCCGGUUUCAGUACAGAUGAAUUGACAUUAGUAAUGACUACAUACUUUACUGCAGACUUAAUUUCUAGAAUAUUUGUCUUUUUGUUAACUUCACGCAUCGACAUUAGUAGCCGAAAGUUAUUUCUUUUUGGAGCUUCAUUUUCGGCGAUAUUUCGCAUACUUUACGUUGUUGGGGACUCGUUUUGGUGGAUUGUUGUGAUAUCAGCUGUGCUUGGAUUUUUGCGUAGCUUCAUACAAAUCCCGUUACCUUUGGUUGUUGCAGAAGCCUUUCCAACAAGAUUCGUGACGGCCUUCUCUUUAUAUAUGGUGGUUUGUGGAUGUGUUGCUUUAUCCUUUGGACCUUUAAUGAGUUUCGUGAAGCAAACUACUGGAAGGCUGGAUAUGGUUGUCCAUCUUCUGACUUUAGCUCAUAUUUUAUGUGCAGUCCCAUGGUUAAUUGAGAUGGUAUACGCCAAAUUUGUUAGAAAAUGAAUGAUUAAUUUACACGGUGUGCACCACAAGAAUCUAUAUAAGUUAAAAUAGGUAUUUAAUGUAUCAAUAAGGCGCGAAUAGAAUGUAAAAUUAUGAAUUCUGUAUUCACAAAAAAUGUGUCGCCGAAUAGUAGUCAGAAAUCGGACAGUCACCUUUUUAAUAAAAGGUGGGAAGUAAUCAUAUUAAUAGGUUGUCCUUUUAUCAAUCUACACAUUUUGGUUUGACCACGUAGGAUGGUUCAACUCUUGGAGCAGGGGAAGUGGAACAAUUCGAGGAAUCUUAAAGAUAAGAAAUAUGUCUAUUAAGCUGAAGAAACCGAAACAUCCGAAGUAGGUAUUCAAAAGGUUCAAAGAACUGUCUGACAGUGUUAAGAAUCGGAAUAAUUAAAAAAAAACGAAAGAAUACAAAGAAGCAGAUGAAUCUGAAGAAGAAAUGCAACUAAAGAAUUUCGAGAAUCGGGGGGCCCAUAAAACGAGACGAAACAAUCUAAAGAAAAGAAAAUCCCAAGUAAACGAUGAAUCCCAAGUGUAUGAAAUAUGUGAAUUAUAGGAAAAAUCGGAAAAAUUCUCAGAAUAUGACGAAUUUUAUGUAUCUGAACAUUGAGCAAUCGCCUGAUAGAUCUGAGAAUUUUGAAGAAUUUGGAAAAUAGAAGAAACUUAAAGAGUCUUACGACUGUUUUCUUAAAGAACAUGGUUUGUCUAAGUAAGGAUUGUUUUUAUUUCGUGUAUUGUGCGCAUGAACGUUCUUAUGUGUUUUUAAAAGUAUGUUUACGUUUAAAUAUAGUAACACGACUUCGGAAUACCGAAAUAGUU
This is a messenger RNA of Photinus pyralis (common eastern firefly), 2269 nucleotides long. RefSeq names its product monocarboxylate transporter 13-like. Bases 114 to 1457 code for a protein of 447 amino acids. The record is from RefSeq and is a predicted model, not a curated record. Gene Ontology annotation, biological process: transmembrane transport; monocarboxylic acid transport. The transcript is spliced from 7 exons. Gene Ontology annotation, molecular function: monocarboxylic acid transmembrane transporter activity. Lineage: Eukaryota; Metazoa; Arthropoda; Insecta; Coleoptera; Lampyridae.